Messenger RNA from Penicillium argentinense, 1335 nucleotides. Its product is annotated as ulilysin. The transcript has a single exon. The record is from RefSeq and is a predicted model, not a curated record. The coding region runs from base 1 to 1335 and encodes 444 amino acids. Gene Ontology annotation, molecular function: metallopeptidase activity. Lineage: Eukaryota; Fungi; Ascomycota; Eurotiomycetes; Eurotiales; Aspergillaceae.
AUGUCAUCGGACGCGCCAGAACUGACUCGCCAGUGUGGGACCAAUGAGUAUCAUCGCUAUCUGAUUGAUACCGAGCCGGCCUAUAAGCCCACAAGGCAAUCACUUGAGCAGUUUAACCAUCUUUAUCGCCGAAAUCAAACGCUGCGGUCCGGUGUGGCAUUAAUUCCGGUUGUUGUUCAUGUUGUGUAUAAUGGAGACGCCGCAAAUAUCACCGAGGCUCAAGUUGAUAGCCAAAUUGUCGCACUAAACGCCGACUUCAACGCGCAGAAUGCGGACAUCAGUGAAAUUCCGACAGCUUUUAAACCCUUGCUUGGUGAAGCGCGCAUACGUUUUUUUCGCGUGCAACGGGAUCCACAAGGCAAACGACACCCUGGGAUUACUCGCACACGGACAAGUAUCCAAGCUUUCAACCAGAAUGGUAAUCAACUUGACCAGAGAAUGAAGUCUGCCGCUCAAGGAGGACAUGACGCUUGGCCAAGCGACCGCUACCUCAAUAUCUGGGUUUGUGAUCUCGGCAGGGAAUUACUUGGCUAUGCCCAGUUUCCCGGUGGGCCUAUCGAAAAAGACGGCGUGGUUAUAAACCAUACAGCAUUCGGCACUACUGGCACGUCAGUCUCUCCUUUCAACCUCGGCCGUACAACAACUCAUGAAGUUGCUCACUGGUUGAAUGUGUAUCAUAUCUGGGGAGAUGAUGGUCUCGCAUGCUCUGGGAGCGACUAUUGUGAUGAUACACCAAAUCAGGCUGGGUCUAAUCGGGGCCGGCCUCAAUUCCCUCACGUCUCAUGCGGUAAUGGCCAGUCGGGGGACAUGUUCAUGAAUUUCAUGGACUACACGGACGAUGAGGCUAUGUUCAUGUUUACCAAGGGUCAAGUGGCGCGAAUGAAUGCGACUCUGACUGGACCAAGGUCAUCGCUUAUCGGAUCCAAUUUCCAGGAGCCGAUUCUACAAACAGGCACAAGGCUGUUUGAGACGGAUGAGACAUUUGACUUCCUCGUGGCUGAUUGGAAUCGAGACGGGGUGCAAGACCUCAUCGCCAUAAAAAAGCAAAACACCGCUAGUAAAACAACGGAGUUGCAUAUCCUAUCAGGGAGGUCAAAUUUCCAAGAGUAUCUCCUGCAGACAGAUACCAUUCUCCCGGAAACGGAUGACACAUUUGAGUUUGCUAUGGCCGAUUGGAAUGGCGACAAGUCCCUAGACUUAGUUGCGAUAAAAAAAAGGGGACUGACACAGGCCAAACAGAGGUUCAUAUUCUGUCCGGGACCGCGCAAUAUAAAGCCUUUCUUCUUCGGACCCGAACGGCACUUUGUCAAACCGAUAGUACCUUCAAGUUCCUGA